Messenger RNA from Mizuhopecten yessoensis (Yesso scallop), 1873 nucleotides. Its product is annotated as protein shisa-4-like. NCBI's taxonomy places the organism in Eukaryota, Metazoa, Mollusca, Bivalvia, Pectinida, Pectinidae. The coding region runs from base 231 to 752 and encodes 173 amino acids. The record is from RefSeq and is a predicted model, not a curated record. The transcript is spliced from 4 exons.
UUAUGUGCCCGGGCUUGUUCUGGCUUUAAAGGUUUGUUUACCUAGACAUAAAUACACACAUAUAUAUACUGGUAAUAAACACAAACCGUGUUGGCCAUUGACGGCAUACUCGUCACUAUGUAAAGCUUACUUAGUCACGCUGAUUCGCGUUUCAUAAAAAAACAAACUUUAUUUACAAAUAUGAAUUUGUGUGUUCCAAAGUCUACAGAAGUACGACAAGAGGAUUAAACAUGGCGCUGGAAAUCCUCUUUAUUUUACUCAGUCUUGCAUCAGUGAGUUACGGCUGGGAUUACUGUUACUAUAGUUACUACAGCUACAAAUAUCGCAGGCACGAGACCGGAUACAACUACUGUGAUACUUCCUGUUGUGGUUACUCUCAAAACAGAUACUGUUGUUCCUAUGAUGGAACUAAGGCAGGAGCGAUUGUGGGCGGAGUGAUAUGUAUUGCAGUGAUAAUCGGAAUUUUGGCGUGUUGUUUAAAGUCUCAUUACUUCCGAUCGAGGAGGGUGGUACGACCCCUACAAUCCCAGCCCCAAGUUACAUCGGGGAACAUUACAAUCAUUCAGACACCCGGGAUGAUGGCAAUGCCACCACCUUACUCCAGUUACCAGAGCAUGCCUCAUGCCCUACCCACUGGGCCAGCCCCUCCCUAUCGACCUCCAUCCGCGGCCCCUCCUGGUUACGUACUACAAUCCGGUGAUCUAGGGCCUACUGACCCUCCUCCCUACACAGGUCCACCGCCAAAAUACUGAGAAGAUGACGUCACUUUGAUCACUGAAGUUUAAAAGUCAUAAACUGCGGCAAAUUUCCAUCCAGUGGAGUCAAUAUUGGUGCUAGCGUACAUCGCAGUACGUGCCGAAUUAAGUUUAACACUGUUAGAUACGGUGCUAUUGUCCACGGCGGACACUUGGUAAUUUUGAACCUGUAUCAACAAACCCUGUGUAUUUCUUCAUGUUACGAUGAAUUACCUACCGUAGUUUUGUACUUUUCUCCGGCAGGCUUAGCUUCGAAAAUACAUAUAUCAUCAAAGGAAAUUACAGAUUACAGAUAACAGUUGACUAAUCGGCCGCGGUCGUUCCGAAUGCUUAUCCGGGGUUACGUUCGGUUUACGUACAAAGUGGUUUAUGGACAUCAACAAACAAUGUGAUCUACAAACUGAAGUUGUAGGUACGAACAUUUUCAGACAAUUGGAGUAACGCCAAAAUACUUAUCAGAAAAAUCAGAUCCGGAAGAUCAGACGAUUUCUAUACAAUAGAUGUCUGAAAUAAUGGUUUUGUAUCGGUAGGGGAGACAACUCGUUAAGAAUUAAUGGUGAUCAUUGGUUUUCUGUGUUAUGUGCCACAUUAGGAAUAUAGGUCUUUUAUAGGAUUAUCGCAAAUAACAAAACAUCUUUUCAGAUAGACAAUUCAAAUAAACAUGUCUAGAAACCGGGAAUGAGUAAUGAUCACUAUUAUGUAAUUUUGCACUCGGUACAUAUUUUCAGUGUUAUUUCUCGUUUACGAAAAGUGCCGACGAUUCCCGAUUGAUUGUAAGAAUCAUUAGUCAGCGAUUCCGUCCAUAGUCAGAAAAAAACAUGUUAUUUAAUAAGUUUGUUUAUCAAAUUGUUAGAUAUGCAAUAGAUCAUCAAAUAAGAUAUGUUAUCACCUCUCUAACACAUUAAUCAUGGACUUGAGCAAAACUACUUCCUUCGCUCAAGUCCGAAACUGUAGGCGGAGGUUGAAAUUGAUUCAAGAAUCUAUGCAUCAAAUCAUCAUUUUAUAAAUGUUAUAAAAUGUCAUGUUAAAUUGUCAAAGCUGAAUGUUGUGAUAUCCAUUUUCAAAUUAUCAUAUGAUUCUACUUUUAUAAAAAGUUGAUAUUAAAAUGUCAAUUCAUA